AUGGAUGUGGGUCUAGGCCUGGGCCCUCCCCGAGGGCCCUUGGGCUACGAACCUGACGACGGCCUUCCACAAGCAGAUCCACUGCCGGACGGGUGGGUCGAGCACCGACUGCAGGUCGACCGGAAGCGUUUGGAAGCGAUGAUCACUGGCAACCCCCUCCACGGCACCGGUCUCUACCUCCAGAAUGCCGACGAAUUUUUCCGGAAGGUUCAGGAAAUGUCGGAGGCUGUAGUCUGCUGGCCGUCAAAGCUGAAGAUUGGGGCAAAGACCAAGAAAGACCCAUUCGUGAAGAUCCUCGGCCUUCCACACCAAGUCGAGGUAGCUGCUCAGUUGAUAGCCGCCAAACUACAAGUGAAGAGAGAUCGUGUAACGCUCAAAAUGGAAAUUGUUCACUCGGCCCAUUCGCAUAUUAUCGGAAAGGGCGGAAGGGGUAGUCAGACGGUGAUGAGGCAUACCGGAUGUCACGUCCAUUUUCCGGAUGGGAACAAGUACAGCGAAGACCUGACAAAAAGUGACCAGGUUUCGAUCGCCGGUCCUGCGGCGCAAGUCGAGCAAGCGAGACGGUUGCUUAGGGACCUCUGCCCCGUUAUCAUCCAACUCGAGGUGCCCUACCUGGCUGCCCAUCCCCCAAUGUUCCCCCCGGUCACCCCGACCGUAAAUAUAAUGUGGAAAAAGAUAUCAGAUUGCCUACUGACUUGUACGCUGCGAGGCUGCGCCGGGAAUGAGGCGGAUUUUCAAGGGGCACUGGACUCACUGCUACAAAUGCUACACCUUCCGGUAGAUCUGUACGUUUGUUGUCGAGUGCUCGUCGAGAUACGGCCUGUCGCGUUGAAGGCGCUUUACAGCUCGGCUAACAUGCCGAGGUUAGUUUUUGAGGGCACUCUGAAGCAGGACUACACGGCCAUUGAAGCCUGCCACGCUGUCAGCAUCCAGGCCAAGUCGAGGCUCGGCCAGGGCGGCGAGCAGGUGAACUUUUCCAUCCGUGCCGCCGAAGAGCAAAUGGUCAACGUCCUGCGGGCCAGGCAACGGAUUUUGGGCCAAGAGCAGAGCGAGACGAUCGAUGAUGACUAUGAUUUUAUGAAGAUUACCCAGAAUUCCGAACCGAUUGCACCAUUUUCGCGAUCACUCGUUGGGCGCGGGAAUAAUUCGGAGGAGUCGACUAGGGAUGCUCCCCUCUCACCGGACCCGGAAAAUUCUCCCAUUGCCCAUUCACUUUUGACCGGCGCCAAGCACAUCAAUGGAGAUUCACAACUCUGGUCCGGCCAACCCUCUGCUCGUCGUGCCUCCAGGGAGCAAAUGCUUUUCAAGGCUCACCAAGCAAUUUCCGACACGAUCGGUACUUCCACCCGCUAUCCCACAGAUCUUUGGGCUGGAUAUGGGUUCUCGAACUCGUUGCCCACAGACCUUCUGAAGGGCAUGAUCGACCUAAAAAUGGCAGCCGGAGCUGAUGGUGCAAAUGGCCAUAUGGCUCCGGGCACUUCGAUCAAAGGGCUGGCUGCGGUGAGGGAGGAAGAGGAGGACUCCUCGUUGUCGGCUUCCUCUUCCUCCCUAUCGAACACGUUCAGCACUCGCGUGUUCCAGAAGAAACAGAAACUGCCAGCCUUCUCCGCUUCGACGUCCAUCUUCGAGUCUCCACUUGGUGCAUCAGAAAGUGCAUGGGAUGUCUCGCUAUUUACCGAACCGGCGAUGGUGCUCGCACAGCUCGGUCUCGGCGAGUACACGGCCAAUUUGAGGGAGCAGGAGAUCGACAUGGACGCUUUUCUACUCCUUGAUGAGGCCGCGCUACGGGACAUCGGUGUCGCCACCGUCGGCGCGAGGAAGAAAAUCCAUCACGCGAUCCUUAAACUUCGCGAAUCCGCGAAGGCGCAGGGCUACUCGCUG
Mesorhabditis spiculigera is the source of this 1881-nucleotide messenger RNA. NCBI's taxonomy places the organism in Eukaryota, Metazoa, Nematoda, Chromadorea, Rhabditida, Rhabditidae. The record is from the annotation of a GenBank genome assembly.